Messenger RNA from Alternaria triticimaculans, 624 nucleotides. RefSeq lists its product as uncharacterized. The coding region runs from base 1 to 624 and encodes 207 amino acids. The transcript has a single exon. The record is from RefSeq and is a predicted model, not a curated record. NCBI's taxonomy places the organism in Eukaryota, Fungi, Ascomycota, Dothideomycetes, Pleosporales, Pleosporaceae.
AUGAAGCAUGCUCGUAUGUCCUAUGUAAAUCUUUUCGACUACAUACGCACCGAUACAUCGAGGGACGGGGUUCUCGAAUUAUGGCUCCGGACUUGCGAAAUCGCUGCAGGGGAAAUACAAGCCCUCUGCCAUCGCGCAGGUAUAUUGGAGUCGAAAGAGGAAGACCCAGCUGGUUCAUCCGACAGUGUGGCAUUGCUCCAGAAAGCGCGCAAGGAGGCUGAAGACGCGAUCAGUUUCUUAUCUGAUCAGCCCAUGUGUGCGCAAGAAGCGUCGCUAGCUUCAAAAAAAUGGCAGCUUGAAGUUGGCAAGCUCAAAUCUCUGUUGAGCUUCAGGGCACAUGUCGUUUGCAAAGCACUUGGGGAUAUAGACGCCGCCAUUGGAUACCUCAAGGAAGCCAUCAAGUAUGACCCCAACUGUGCGGAGAACCUAGAGGACCGACCCCCAAAGCCAGUCUUUGGUGUUGGUCACUGGGAAAAUCCUUGGCGCGUCUCCAGCCGAAUGCCACUCGGUAGAGUAUACCUCGUAAAGAACCCAGUAGAGAUGCUGGACAAACUGAAAGCCGAGCGUGGAACAAGCAGCGAAGAGGACGCCUCCGGAGUGGUACGAUGGGAGAUCCGUAUGUAA